This is a messenger RNA of Malurus melanocephalus (red-backed fairy wren), 5899 nucleotides long. It is a transcript of the gene CFAP43, whose product is annotated as cilia and flagella associated protein 43. Bases 30 to 5027 code for a protein of 1665 amino acids. Gene Ontology annotation, biological process: sperm axoneme assembly; cilium assembly. Gene Ontology annotation, cellular component: axoneme. The transcript has 38 exons. Gene Ontology annotation, molecular function: protein binding. The record is from RefSeq and is a predicted model, not a curated record. Lineage: Eukaryota; Metazoa; Chordata; Aves; Passeriformes; Maluridae.
UGCCAGGGCGCGGCGUCCCCGCGGCGGCGAUGGCGGCGGGGCCGGGCGCUGAGGGACCCGGCGCUGAGGGACCCGGCACUGAGGGACCCUCCCGCGCCGCGGAGGCCGCGCUGGAAGUGAGUUGGGUUCAGGGAUUCUCAAACAAGAACUUUGGCUUUAUCAACAAUCAAACUCUCUGCUACCCUUGUGGUAAAUACAUCCUCUUCCUGGACAUCAAAACAAAGAAGACAAGAGUACUGCAGUGUCAGUCUGGCCAGGUGGGAGCCUUUGCAGCAAAUGCCAACAGUCAGGUGCUGGCCUUUUCUGACCGGAAGCUGAAUCCCAGCAUAUACAUCUACACUUUUCCAGAACUGAGUAAACCAACAGAAUUAAAAGGUGAUGCUCAGCUGGACUACACCUUACUUGCAUUUAGUUUCACAGGCCCAUAUCUGGCCAGUUACUCUUCAUUCCCAGAAUUUGUUCUUUCAGUAUGGAAUUGGCAAGAAAAUAUCCUCCUGUGCAGUAAGCCUCAGCCRGGGCUAACAGCGACCUCGCUGAGUUUUAACCCUAUGAAUUGGCAGCAGCUGUGUUUUGUUGCUGAGAGCUCCGUUACCAUCUGGCACAUUGAAAGGAGUAAGGACGAGCAUCACCUUACACGACACCCUGUGGAACUCCCUGAUGAUUGUGGAGUCGUGAGUCCUCAUGAGGAUUUCUUUUUYCCACCUUCUCGUUGUAAUGAUCCGUACCAUGGCCCUGAUUUGCCAGUUUCAGCCAUUGCUGGACUAAAAGGCGAUGAAGCAGAAACAUUUGUGCCUAGAAAUUGUAUUAAGACUUCAGUGCAUCCCACUGCCCACUGCUGGACUGCAACCUCAGAAAUAUACAUGASCUGUAAAGAAGGAUAUAUUUUGUCAAUUGAUGCUGAGAAAUACAGUGUUUGUGUUCUUCAACAAAAAGCUUCAUCUGGUGGCAAACCAAACAAUCUGCAAAAACCAGUUUUACUUGCCAUGGCAUUUUGUAAUGAGGGACUGUACUCAGCUGGAAGCGAGGGCAUUUUAAUCCUUUAUCACAUCAACGAUCUGCAGUAUGAGAUGAAAAUCUGUGCUGAUAUCUCACAACCCAUAUCCAGUCUCGUAUUUACUCCUGAUUACACCAGUCUUCUGCUUGUCACUGACCAGGGGACAGUCUAUAGUUACAAACCUGCCCGUAGUGGAGAAGCUGUCAAACUCUUGGACACAUCUAGCAGUUGUUUUCUGGCAGCUGAUUUUCUUACUCCAGGGAACAACUACUGUGUGUCCGUAACAAUUUCAGGUGAAGUACAAGUUUGGUCCUUGGAAGAUGGAACUUUUCUCAGCAAGCUAAACCUUGGUAUUGAGGCAACUUCUAUGGCUUGCUGUCCCUCCUCCAACAGUGUUGCUGUAGGGACCCAAAGAGGUCAAAUCUUUUUCCUUGAUGUUACCAAAGCUGAAACUCCACGGGUUGUUCAUGAAAUUUUUCUUUCCAAACUUCCAGUGCUGUCUUUGCAUUAUGAUCAGAGUGGCCAGUUCCUCAUUGCAAGAGCUACAGAGGGAUACAUCUUUAUUCUAGAUGCUCAUCCAUCAAAAUUAUUCCAAGUGUUGGGAUAUAUAGUACUGGCAGAUGAAAUGCUCCAUCUUUCUGUAAUUUCUGACUUAAAGAAUGACUUAGUUGAAGUGAUGGUACUUCUGAAUGUAGCAGAGGUCCAACGAGCAAGACUGGAAAUUUUCUAUCUGUCUUCAGCAAUCUUAACAGAUAAUGAUAAGUAUGUGAACGAACAAGGAAUGUUUGAUACUAGUGCCCUGAAAAAGGAGCAGUAUGAUCUGGAUUACCCUUUGAGUUCAGCAGUCAGAUUGAAGGAUAAGAUUGUGUAUGGCUACUGCACCUKUGCACCUUUCAUCUGUAAAUACCACCUCUCUGAAGAGAAUAAGUUGGAAGAUCCAUCAGUAUUUUCAUCAGUAAAGAAGAUUCCUAGCAAUCAGUUUGGAUCAGGUUUGCUCUGCUUAUCACCCAACAGCCAGUGGCUGGCAGCAGCAGCCAAGGAUGGUGUUUUGUUUAUUUACAAUACUUCUACUCUGGAUAUACUUGCACAAAGGCAUUGUCACUCAUAUCAAGGAGGGGGAAUCAGAUCCAUGGUAUUUUCGCUGGAUGGCAAUUUCAUCCUGGUUAAUGGUGAAAAUGAUUGUGCCCUGGUGUGUCUGAAGUGGAAGGAGAUAAAGGAAACUGAAGUUAAGGAAGCUGCUCUUUACUGGCAGUCUCUAGAUGAUGCACUGAACAAGUCUACUUCAGAUGAAAAUUCUGUUUUAAAAUCUAUGGCAGAAUGCAAGCUUGACCUAGCAUCCACAUCAAAAUCACUUCCAAUAAAGAAAUUCAAGGAGACACCAUCAAAAUCUUCCAGUGCAGAGGUGACAGAAGAAGAUGGAAGUACCAAUGACAUGACAUGGAUAGGUCAGAAAAUGCAGAAGGUUAUGAAAGAAGAGACUCAGAGGUUUGCUAACCAAAAGGAAGAGCUGCAAAUGGGAAUUAAAAAGCUGCGUGAAACUGUUCAGAAAAUGAUGUAUGAYAACGAGCAGGUGCCAGACAUUGAAAAACUUGAACACUGGGAGUUCAACCUCGAUGUAGAAGAACAGGAACAAGUGCAAGCAGAGGCUGAACAAGAGGUGGCCAUGGCAAGGAAGAAGAUUGAGAUGGAGAGUUUAUCCUACUGCUAUUUGCAGGAUUUAAUCAAAUAUGAGUGCUGGGAUGUUAUGAGUGUAAAAGGACGUGCAGUUAAGUGCUUCCAUAUGGAUUGUGAAGUGAGCAAUUAUCCACUGAAGGAACGKAGUGAAGAAGAGCUGGAAACUGUGAAGGAAGCUCUUAGGUUAAAGGAGGCUGACAUYGCUGCUCUUAAGGCUCAGGAGGAAAAUCUUGAGGAUGACUCUGAGGCUGUUUUAUCUGAGGAAGAAGAGGAGAAGAAGGCAGUAGAAGAAGUAGUUGAUGAUGGUGCAUUUCACUGCCUAAAUGGAAGCCUGAGCUUUCAGUAUGGUGGGGACACAUCUACCCUAUACCACCAACGUGACUUGCACACCAGGGAGCAGAAACUCAAUCAGAUAAUAUUAUUGAAGGACAUCAUUUACAAAGUGAAAACUGCUUUCAAUGAGGAAUUUAACGUAGUUGUACAACAAAAGGAGCAGGAGAUAGCACGAGUCAAAGAAAGAAACGAGAAGAUCCGAGAAAUCUUGGCACAGCUUGACCAACAAGUGGAAGUGUGGGAGCCAGUCCUUACGGAUGAUGAGAUGCCAGAGCGAGCUCUCACCGUUCAGGAUUCAGAGAUUAAAGCUGAGAAAAUCUUGACUCAAGAGGAGAAAGAGCAAAUAGAAAUGCUGGCUAAGCUUGAAAGGGAAAGACUCCUUGCYGCUAUGGACAAUGACAGACUGCGUGCUCUUGAUGAUAUGAUGGGGGGAGUGCUGGAAWUCAGGAGGGAAGACAUCUUGAAAAUGGAUAUUCCUCCACCUUCUUUUACAUCCAGACCUGAGGAUCUUUGGACUGAAGAAGAAAAGAAAACAUUCGAAGAAUAUGAGCAAAAARCCAAGGAACUGAAUGAACAAAAAGAAGAGUAUAGAGAGUUUCUGAGAAGUGAAUUGCAGAAAAUUGAAGCUUCCAUCAAGGAAACAACACAAAAAUUUGAUGAGACUGUCUGCAAACUCUCUGUACACAAAAUGAAAUCACAGAUGGCCAUCUACCAGGAAGAACUCAAAAUACUCAAUCUCACUUAUGCUUUACUGUUGGAUGAAGAGUUAGACAACAGAGGAGCUGGACUUCAUAAAUUCCUUACRAAAAAGAAGAAAGAAAAAGUCAAAGGUGCAAGAAAAAUCCUGAUUGCAAAACAUGGGGUUGAGGCUUACACAGGCCCCUAUAAAGACGCAGUAGAAGAAGAGAAGAACCUGGAACAUGGUUUUAUGAAGGAGUUUGCUGAUUUACCUCAUGGUCUCCUUGAUGAACUUUUACAACUUUACAGCCAUCGACCAGAGACCCCAGGGACAGAAAYUCUCCAUGACACAGCUAACCCCUAUGUGAGGGGCUCACCUGAGGAUUACCAAGAAGCACUUUCCCUUUUAAUGAAAGCCAUGGAUGAACUGGAUAGUCCUGAGAACAUGCCUAGUGGCUUACACCAGUCUGUAUGGAAACGUUUUUGUGUAGCUAGACGAAAUAAAAUGGAGAGUGAGGAGCUGGUGAAAUGGAAGGCCCUAGCMCUGGCAGACAUGCAGGCCUUUCUCCGGAGAAGAAUGGAUGAAAAUGAGAAGAUGAAGUCAGAAUUAGAGAGCAUUUUCCAAGAACUCAAUUGGCUGAAGGAGGAGAAGAUGAAGCUUCAGCAGAAUGUGUUUGUCCAGCUUUUGCUAGAACAAGGGCAGGUGGAAUUGGGUAGUACUGAGAUCCCAGAGUACAAUGAUGCUAUUCUCAUUCAUAGGACUAUUGCUGAAGAACUGAAUAGCACUCUUGCGGCUGAAGGAGAAAAAAAAAUUACUGCCAUGAUAGAAUUUCAAGACUUCUCUAAAGGGAUAAUACAGCUGGAAUGGGAGCACAAGAAAAUGAAAAUGCAGAUACAAGAUCUGAGAGAGAAGGCUCGGGACAUCGUAAUACUACCUAUUUCAAAAGAUUGCCAGCUAUUCUUAACUGUGCAGAACUAUGACACCCACAUCGCUCAGCAGUUAGCAGGGAUGGAGGAGAGUCUUGCUGUCAUGGAUAAGUUGCACAAGAAGAAUGUGAAGAACCAUCAGAAAAAAGUCAGAGAGCUGAAGAAGUACAUCCGUYUAAAAGAACAAGAAAACUACGAGCUCAGCCUGCAGCUGAAGGAAAUGCUUAUCUCUGUGUCAGAAAGAAUGCAUAUCUUCGAGGCAGCUGACACACGGGAUAUUGCUGAAAAGACCACAAGGCAGCGUUACCAAGAGAUUUUGAAGCAGAAAUUYCUACGGAACCUUUUAAGGGAACAGAAAAAACAGCUUGCAAUUCUUCAGUCAGAAGCUGAAGGUCUGAAACCAAGAACACAUAUUGUUUAAAAAUCAAGAGUCCAGGCAGUUGUAUAAUACCAUGGUUGUAUCCUUAUUAGGAAAACAGGAUAUAGCACCUGUAAACAAAAGAGGUAAGAUGUAACCAAUACAAAAACAAGGAGUCCUAGCAGGAAGAGUUGUAGUUAAAAUUUAUGUAUUUUAGAGAAGCAGUGAUUUGAGGGAAAAUGAAAAACACAAGUCACUCUGAUGAGAAAAUAAGCAAUUUCAAGUUAAGAUUAAAAAAAUGUAAAAGGCAUUUAUUGGAGAAUAAAUGAAAUGGUAAAGAUUUAUUSAGCUUUAUGAUGCUGAUUGUUUAAAGCAAUCCACUUAAACAAGGCCUUGGGUUUUUUUUUGUUUAUUUAAAAAGAGAAAACACCUUGACUGUCAGAUGUAGUAGGACAGUAGAAAGUUGGUUUCAGUUUUCUUGUCUUCCGUUCUAUUACCUCAAGCUGUGGCAKAAUGCUUAUGAGACAGCAGCCCUGAAGAGACUGGCUGAAGCAGUACCURAAAGCAACUGCAUUAUUAGCACAUUUUCCUCAGUAAGAGUUAAAACUAGGGAGAACAUCUUAUUUCAGCUUUGGAAUAUUAAUAUAAUGAAAAUUAGUUAUCUUUACUUAACUCACACAAUGCCGUCAUUAGCCUUCAUUGGGCAGCAGGAAGACAUUUGUAAAAUGGAGGUGUAUCUCCAAACAAUAAACUGAACUGUUSCCCAUCCGAACAUGAACAGAAUUGACAAUUUGAGUUAUUUCAAUACAAGUAACCAUGCAGAGACUAAUCAAAAAAUGAAGUGCCUUCUGCCUGUCGAAGUAUGACUUAAUUUUAUUUUAUUAAAUAAAAAUUCCCUGACCAAGUCAUUACACCAGGUUCUCCAAAACAUCACC